AUGGAGCUUUCUCAAUUCAAACUCCCAUUCCUAACCAUUGUCGUGGCCACCAUAAUAGCCCUACUCCUUGGGUACUAUAAAUCCAUGGCGGCUUCUCUUCGAAGCAAGAAGCUUCCACCUGGGUCAUUAGGGUUUCCAUUUAUCGGAGAGUCUUUAAGCUUUCUUAAGGCACAGAAAGAAGACACCAUCGUUGAAUGGUUUGCGAGCCGGAUCACCAAGAAUGGACCAGUGUUUAAAACCUCACUGAUUGGCUCCAAUACUGUGGUCAUCACCGGCCAAGCCGGUAAUCGGUUCGUGUUCAGCGGAGCAGACAAUGGCAUUUCAAGCAAUCAAACAUCUUCUGCAGCCAGAAUACUAGGGAAGCACAGCAUAUUUGAGGUCUCAGGGUCCAGACACAAGCUUGUUAGGGGUGCAAUGAUGAACUUCUUGAAAGCUGAAAGCCUUCAAAGACAUGUUGGUCAGAUGAAUUCAGUUGUUAAACAGCAACUAUUCCAAGAACUGAAUGGAAAGGAUUCAGUACAAGGCGUAACCCUGAUGAAGACAGUAACUUUCAAGGUCACUUGUAGUCUACUUUUCGGAUUAGCAGAAGGCAAGGAGAAAGAUGCCCUAUUAAACGAUUUCAUGUUCACCAUAAGAGGGGCGUGGGCGAUUCCUUUAGAUGUCCCUGGUACCAUCUUUCGAAAGGCAAUGCAGGCUCGCCGUAGGAUCAGCAAGGUCCUUUCUGAUCUGAUUAAAAGAAGGAAGAUGGAUAUGGAGGAUGGGAAAGUAAGCUCUCAAGAAGAUGUUAUGUCAACCUUUCUAGCUUUGAGGGAUGAAAAUGGUGAACCUCUACCAGAAGAAGAAAUUAUUGACAAUCUUAUCACUCUCAUUAUAGCCAGCCAUGAUACAACUACAAUUCUUCUAAGCCUUUUCAUAAGACACCUUGCCAGGGAUGCUGAAGUGUGCUAUAAGGUGCUUGAAGAGCAAAAGCAAGUUCUGAAAGCAAGAGAAGGAAGUAGUGCUGGAAUGCUUGGAUGGAAUGAAGUGCAGAAGAUGAAGUAUACAUGGAGAGUUGCCCAAGAGCUGAUGAGGCUGACAUCUCCAGCUUUCGGCAACUUCAAACGAACUACGAGAGACAUCUCUUUUGGUGGCUUUGAUAUCCCCAAAGGAUGGCAGGUAUUUUGGGUGACUUCUCCAACACACAUGGACAACAACAUUUUUGAACAGCCAGAGAAGUUUGAUCCAUCAAGAUUUGAGAACCCUACAAAGUCUGUCCCUCCAUAUACUUACAUUCCUUUCGGAGCUGGUCCACGAAUCUGUCCGGGGGUAGAAUAUGCCAGGAUUGAAGUGCUGCUGAUAAUCCAUCACUUGAUAACGAACUACAGUUGGACGGAAGUGAUUCCGAACGAGCCGCUAGCACGGGAACCCAUGCCCUACCCAGCCAUGGGACUUCCGAUCAAGCUGCAUCCCAGGAAAGAUGUUUAG
Ilex paraguariensis (yerba mate) is the source of this 1464-nucleotide messenger RNA. The record is from the annotation of a GenBank genome assembly. NCBI's taxonomy places the organism in Eukaryota, Viridiplantae, Streptophyta, Magnoliopsida, Aquifoliales, Aquifoliaceae.